AUCACCGUCGCACCGUUCGUUGCGCGGUCUCGCACAAAUCCGCGCCGGUCGCCCACCCAGUUGCCCGUUCGGCGGAGCUCAUGUGCGCGGACUCUGGCUUGUGGCAUCGGGUGCGCGCCCUCAUUCGUCUCCCAAGGAGCGCUCUGCGGAGAGAAGUGUCGGAGAAUGAGCCGAGUCCUGUUCGUGUAGUUUCACCUGCGCGGAGCUCAAAGCCAUAUUAAUUAACACAAGUUUAUCAUGUCGAGCAGAAGAGGCGCCUUUAAGCCUCCGUCUGUCGCGCGAACGAAGCGAACCUGACGGGUAAAACCGUUUUGAGACUGAAUGCGCGCUCCCUGUGCUCAGUUACCUCAGGCGGCUGUACGGUUGUUACCGUUAGAAAAUGGCACAACUCGGUGACACCGGGGCGCUGACGGUGUCUUUUCUCAAUAUCCAACUGUUUUAAUAAAUACUGUGGUUUACCCCACCGGACGACGUAGAAAAAUCGCGUGGAAAACUAGUGAACUUGCUUUCUGGACUUUGGAAAUACAGUGAAUAUUUCGGCCACUCGCAUGCAGGUCGGGAAACGUUGGUGAAGUUCAGUUUUUUUUUUUUUUUUUUCUGGACAUAAACUGUACGUACAGCUUUAUAACAUGUAUGCUGGACGUAAACGGAGGAAACCGGUGCAGAGAACGGUGAAGCCUCCUCCAGCAGAAGGAGCCAAGUCAAACCCGUCAAAACGCCACCGCGAUCGGCUGAACUCUGAACUUGACCGACUGGCCGGUCUGCUGCCAUUUCCUGAGGAAGUCACUUCCAGCUUGGAUAAACUAUCGAUCUUGCGCCUGAGCGUUAGCUACCUGCGCGCAAAGAACUUCUUCAGUGUCGCCCUGAAAAGCCACCCUGGAAAAGAGGCAAGGGCUGGCUCCAGCAGUCGUGACGAUGGCACAGCCGCGGGACUGGUGGACCACUGGCUGCCUGAGGGAGAGCUCCUCCUGCAGGCCCUCAAUGGCUUUGUACUGGUGGUCACAGCAGAAGGGAUCAUAUUUUACUCAUCUCACACCAUUCAGGAUUACCUGGGAUUCCAUCAGACGGAUGUUAUGCACCAGAGCGUGUUUGAGCUCAUUCACACUGAGGACCAACAGGAGUUCAGGAGAAACCUGCACUGGGCACUGAACCCGCCAGCAGUAGGCGAGCAGGAUGAGACCCCCACGGAUGGAGAGUCAGUCACUAGUCCAGCCUUGGUCACCUACAACCCAGACCAGCUACCCCCAGAAAACUCCUCCUUCCUGGAGAGGAGUUUUAUGUGUCGCUUCCGCUGUCUCCUGGAUAACUCCUCUGGCUUCCUGGCACUUAACCUACAGGGCAGACUGAAGUUCCUCCACGGACAGAACCGACGACUGCACAGUGGUGUUCAGGCGCCUCCCCAGCUUGCCCUAUUUGCCAUCGCGACACCUCUGCAGCCUCCCUCGAUCUUGGAGAUCCGGACCAAGAACAUGAUCUUCAGGACCAAGCACAAGCUGGACUUCACACCCAUGGCCUGUGAUGCCAAGGGGAAGAUUGUCUUGGGCUACACGGAGGCAGAGCUGCGAGUGCGAGGUUCCGGGUAUCAGUUCAUCCACGCAGCUGAUAUGGUCCAUUGUGCUGAGAACCACAUGAGGAUGAUCAAGACAGGAGAGAGCGGACUCACUGUCUUCAGGCUCCUCACCAAGGAUAACCGCUGGAAGUGGGUGCAAGCCAAUGCUAGACUGGUAUAUAAGAACAGCAAACCUGACUACAUCAUUGCAACCCAGAGGCCCCUUGUGGAGGAAGAGGGUGGGGAGCACCUGCGGAAGCGCUCCAUGCACCUCCCCUUUACAUUUGCCACUGGCGAGGCUCUGCUGUACCAGAUAAGCUGCCCCAUGCCCGGUUUCCCCGAUGCCUUCCAGAGCAAGGGCAAGAGCACCAAGUUCAAGAAGGGAAAGUCCGACAAGUGCUCCCAGGACAAUGUGGACCCCAGCUCUCUCCUAGGAGCCAUGAUGAGACAGGACGAGUCCGUUUACGUGUGUCAGGCGGCUCCAGAGCCCAAAUUGUCUUUCCACAGCAGCCUGGCCAGUGAACUGGGUGGGGGCUUGUCAGGUGGUGAUGCCUGGACAUCUCCUGCAAACAGAUUGGAAGAGCCUGAGCUCGAGAAGGCUAAUUUGGAUCCACUCCUGUCCACGCUGGAUUCCUUGACCUUGGAGGGUGAUGAGAACUGCUCCAACAGCGAGCUCUUCAAUGCCCUGGAAAACCUGGGGCUCAAUGCUGAAGACCUGGAGCUGCUGCUUCUUGAUGAAAGGAUGAUGCGUGUAGAAAUGGACCCACACUACAUUCCCUCCCUCAAUGACCUGCUGACCAACAAUGAAAUCCUGUCUUAUAUCCACGACUCUCUGGAAGGCAGGACUGAGGAAGGCAAUAACACCCAGUUAUCAGUUUCCCAGUCCCAGGCCAUGACCCAGCCAGCUCACGACAGCCUCACUGCCUCUCUUCAGACCGCCCAAAUGUGUUAUCUGCCCGGCAGGCCACAGCUGCAGCCACCCAUUUUGGAGCUCUCGCAGAAAAUGCAGCAGCACCUGAAAGCUCAGUCAGUGCAAACCAAAUCAGACCCCUGGCAACAACAGGGGGGGUCGCAAGUCUCCCUGCCACCAAGCCAGCAUGCCAACUCUGAAGCCCUGCCUGUGGAGAAUGGACUGCUGGAUUGGGAGCAGUCACUCCACAAUGGUCAUUGGGCAUCACAGGAAGUGGAUAUGGUCCAAGAAACCAUCUCACACCAGCUGCCCAAGCUCCAACCACAGCAGUGUCACCAGAACCAAGUUCUAGUCCAACUCCAGUCUCAGUGUCAUUUCAAACAGACAAUCACCAAUGGGGACGCAUUCGUUAACGGGGUCUGCUCAACCCUCGGACAGGUGCCUGUGGAUGCCCAGCAGUGGCAGGCCUACAAUUACAGCAGUCCUACCCUUCUCCACGGCCAAGUAGAACCGGGGUCCAGUGAACGGUUCAUCCACAACUGGCACGUUGGCACUUGUGUAACCUCAGCGCCCAGUACGUCCACUGCUCUGCCACCUGGGACCUCCUACGUGGCCUACAGCACGUCAGAUGGACCCUCUGUGGAGUUUACAGUAAAUGGUGGUGUGGGACAGUACCAGGGUGUGCUGUCAGCCUCCUCAACAUAUCCCAUAGCUUCUCCCAGACAACAGCAACAGCAGUCAACCAGUCAGACUCAAGUGUCAUCUAGCUGUUUCUCACAGUACGCAACUCAGAAUGUCUCCCUAGAGCACAUUCUGACUAUGGGACAACCCGAGCAGAUGCCUACUCUGGAGUCCUAUGGCAUGUUCGCCAGCACAGUGUCACAGGACCUUACCCACAAUAAGAUGGAGAACAUAGGCCUCCUGGGCAGCACCAGCGUGUCCUAUGUCGGGGGCAACCUGCUGUCCAACGGGGCUGCUGGAGUCCCUGCUGAGGGCGCCCAGCCCUGUCCUGAAGGACUGUCCAGCCUCCCAGGCACCCAGACUACAGACCUGUACCUCUGAGAGAGCAUCUGGCUCGUGAUCACUGACAGGGAGUGUGGUAUCUUGAAUUGCUCAAAGGGUCGGCCUUUCAAAUAAUAAAAGCGCAAGAACAAAAAUUGACCUUUUUUUGUUCUUUCGGUAUGUUUGUCUUUUCGUGCGUAUGUUGCUGUUUGUUUCCCUGCCAUAUGAUAUACUGUACAUUAGAAGUGUCUAGGAAGGAGUCUGGUGUCCAUGCUGAACUCAGCCCAAAAUCUAUUCCUUUCUGACAAAAAGUGUUGUGAAAAAAUGGUCUCGGCGUGUACCUUGUUUUUACAUGAAUGCUGAAGAAUGGCUCACGGUACCCGUUCCACUAUUCAGUGAUUAAACCUCAGGUUUGCUGCACACAGCAGUGUUUACUGUGUAUGAGUGGGAGUCUUGAU
Molecule: messenger RNA, 3919 nt
Organism: Scleropages formosus (Asian bonytongue)
Lineage: Eukaryota; Metazoa; Chordata; Actinopteri; Osteoglossiformes; Osteoglossidae
Product: aryl hydrocarbon receptor-like
Exons: 11
Coding region: 630-3521 (963 amino acids)
Biological process (GO): response to xenobiotic stimulus; xenobiotic metabolic process; regulation of transcription by RNA polymerase II
Cellular component (GO): nucleus; aryl hydrocarbon receptor complex
Molecular function (GO): nuclear receptor activity; transcription cis-regulatory region binding; protein dimerization activity
Source: RefSeq, a predicted model, not a curated record